AUGUCAAGCUCUUCUGUGGCCUCGUCUGGUAGUAUACGAUCUGACUUAUCACGAUUUCUGGACCCACGGCCAUACACUGGGAAUGAUGCAUCCGAGAAAGAUAAUACCGAGCCAAAGCCCGCUAAUUAUUUCAAACAAGAAAAUAAAUCAUGGAACUCUGAUAUAGCUGAGGAUGCAACACCAAAGGAGUCAUUUUUCAGAAAAUUCUUGAAAAAUCUCAGACCAGGUUACGUGAUUGACCACUUGGAUUAUCCUUCGUUUAAGAUUAUCUUUCGAACAUGGGUUCAAUUAUGGGUAUCGGUUAUCCUAGGGGUAAUCCCUAAAACGAGUCAUUGGAUGGGCAGUGCAGCAUACUUGCUUCAAAUAAUUGGAUUCGUUGCUGUCUCAGGUGGGUCUCUGGUGAUUAUGAGUGUGGUUAGUGGUGUGAUUUAUAUGUUUUACAUUUGCAUCGCUUGGAUACAUGCAAUUCUUGCAAUGAAGAUAUCUAAUAAACUUAGAGGAAGUAUUACGCCUCAGCAGUUGUCUGAAAUGCUUAUACAAGAAGGUACAUGCACAAUCGAUAAUAUUUCGACGUGUAUGAGUGAGCAGAUUUUCACUGGGAGAUUUCUUGAGACUAGGUGCACUGUAAUUUUCAUAUUUGCUUUAAUGUUUGGGAUCACCCUACUAGGAUUAACUUCGUCAUACCAUCCAUUCUUCAAGAUCGGCUUCAUAUUAGGGUCUAUUACACUAGUCAUUAAUAUUUGCUAUGGUGUUUUCUUUCCUAUAUUUGAACCUUUAUCAAUCGGAUUUAGUGUUAUACGGCCUAUGGGUAUUGGCCUUUCGUUGAGAGUUCUCUUCUGUAUAUUCAUUUUCCCGUCAACUUCCAAUCAUUCCUUUUUCCAGGGUGCUUCAAAAAUUGUUCAAGCAGUGAAACAGAUUUCUGAGAAAAAUACUGACUUUAUUCGAACUUUAAACCCUUCGUCCCCUGACUUUAUCAAUUACAAGGAUUUGAAAAAAGACAUUAUUCCGUUGAGUCGGAGAAUGGUUGCCUUGGAUAUAUUUGCAAGUACUGCCCGAUAUGAAGUAUCUUAUGGCAGAUUCGACUUAGGAGAUGCUGCUGAAUUCAGAUCGGCGUUCAAAAAUGUCGUUGGCUCACUUGCAAGUUUCUCCUACUUCUAUCAAUUGCUUCAUGAAAGGAGAGAUAUGGUUACUCAUAAAUACGAGUCAAUAUCACGUAGAGGAAGUCUUGUCUCAAAUGGUAAUAGAAAGGUAAAUGGCAGCUCUAAACUCUUUACAACUAUUCAGGAAUCUUACAAGGAGGUCGGAAAAUAUGAAAAUCGGAAAAGAAUUGAGCUCCUUAAAAGAAAGAUAUCCAAUCAAAAUCCUGAUAGUUUGUCUGCCGAUGACCUUGUUGAUAUAUCCAAAUUUAUUAGCGAACACUUCUCCUCAAUGUUUGAGGCCACCACGGAAGCUCUUGGUGUUGUGAUUGAAUGGAUGGGAGCAGCAAACGAGUUCAGAAUUUUAACACUUAUUAACCCACGCAGUCGCGAAAGAGCCAUAACUAGACAAAAAGAAUGCAAUGAGAAAGUAAUUCUCGCAAAACAGAAGAUUCAUGAUCAACUUACCUUUCUAAGAGACCAAAAAAAAUCUGAAAAACUACUCAAGGAUGCAAGUAGAUCGGAGGAAUCGUUAUUAGCUCUUAUCAGCCAAACUUCUCUUGUAAUUCAUCUACUCGAAUCGCAUUGUCGGCAGCUUCAAAGGAUAUUAGACUUAUUUUUAUCAAUUGAUGAAACUAGGCCAGUUCCAAAAUUUAUAACAUAUUUCACGAGAUCAAAACGAGAUUUUACUCACACUCUUCAUCUUAACUUAGAUGAAGAAUUCCCGCUGUAUCUUGAGAGCGAAAUCCAAAGAAGAGAUCCCGAUGCUUUACCACCUUCUUCGAUAUUUCAUCUUUUAGGAAUUAAGUUCGUCAAGUUGUACAAGAUUAUUCUGCACAGACAUCUUUGGUUUUGGAUUAGAACGGCGGGCUGUUCUGUUAUUGCUGCAACUCCAUAUUUUUGCAGGACGACGGCGCAUUGGUAUUACUCGAAUAGACUUAUAUGGUUGGUCAUUAUGACGACAAUAUCGACUUCAGAGAAUACUGGUGAGUCUGUCUACGUGUUCAUAGCAAAACUCUUCUAUACGUUUUUUGGAUGCUUACUUGGUAUGGUGUGUUGGUAUAUUUCUACUGGAAGUGGAAAUGGUAACUACUAUGGCUAUUGUGCAGUCACUGCUGUGGUAUAUCUUUACUUGUGCUAUUACAGACAUUUUUCUGUCCAUCUAUCACCAAUGCCUGCUGUUCUUUAUGCUGUGACAUCUGCAUUGGUGCUUGGCACAAGCUGGGUGGAUGCAAAACAUAUCUAUCUGGCUAAUAUAGGUGCUGGUUUUGAAGUUGCAUACACAAGAUUCAUAAGCGUUAUAAUCGGGUUAACAAUAGGGUUAAUUCCAACUCUAUUCCCUAAACCUCAUACCAGCAAAGCGGAAAUAAGAUUCAUACUCUCUCGAACAGUAGAAGAGGUGGGAAAUUUACAUUGCAGUGUCUCCAAAUUUGCAUUCGAGCGUAUUGAAAACCCUCUGCUUCAUAUACUCAACCGUCAUGAUUUUAUUCUUGAGAAGUUCAGAUACGUGCAAUACAAACUUUCCAGUAUUUCGAAACUUAUGAUAGCAUUGUAUUCUGAAAUACCAAUAACUGGAGUUUGGCCAGAGGCCAAGUACAAGAAAUUGCAAGAGCUUAUUUUGGAUAUUAUUCAAUUAUACUUUAUUGCAUAUUCCGCCCUUGAUAAGGUAAAAUCAACCUCAAAUUGGAUUCCAAUUAUUCUUAGGAGAAUGGGAUGGACGGAAUCAGAUCUUAAUGCAGAUAUAUUUGCAGUUUUGCAUAUGACUUCUCACGUAUUGAAAAAUGCUGACGAAUUACCUAAGAUUACAGAGGCCAAUAUAUCACUCAAGCAUUUAGAGAUUCUAAGACGGCAGUGGGGAAGGAAGAAUCUUUCUUUAAAUGAAAGAUUUUACAUUAAGGAUCACGAUGAUGAUAGUGCCGCCGAAUUAAUGAUAGAUGAAGACGAUAAUAAUAAAGAUGAAUUACACGAAUCAAUCAAGGUCAAUUUGGAUUUCAAAAAGUUCCUCAGCAAAGAUGGUAUUUUAGACGUGGUUCUAUUAUUAGUUAGCCAUCUAUUGUAUGAGAGAUUAGAUGAAAUGAUGUUGGCUGUUAAAUCAUUAGUUGGGGAAAAGUAUGACUUUAAUACUGAUAUAUUAGAAGAUUAUAGUGAUACUGACAAUUUACUUUGA
Molecule: messenger RNA, 3303 nt
Organism: Priceomyces carsonii
Lineage: Eukaryota; Fungi; Ascomycota; Pichiomycetes; Serinales; Debaryomycetaceae
Product: aromatic acid exporter family protein
Exons: 1
Coding region: 1-3303 (1100 amino acids)
Source: RefSeq, a predicted model, not a curated record